UUCCUGAGCCACUUUGGAGGGUGUAAAGUUUUGAGCUGAUACACAUCUUCCCUUUAUGUGAAUUAAAGCUUGGAACGUUCAUUCACAAUAAGAAGAUGCUGCUGACUUUGUUCCUCUUCCUUAUUGGGAGUCAGACUUCAGUAACUCAGACGCCUGGAUCUGUGGACACAGAGGAAGCUGAUAUUUAUGUGCUCAUUGAUGGCUCAACAAGCAUUUCUCCUGUUGCCUUCGGAGACAUCAAAAAUUUUUUGAAGGACGUGAUUAAGAUGUUUAACAUAGGGCCGAAUAAAGUUCGCUUUGGAGCUGUGCAGUUCUCAGAUGACAAAAGACUGGAGUUUGAACUUGAUGAAUACAGCAAAACAAAUGAUUUAGAAAGGGCCAUUGACAACAUUAGGCAAAUAUAUGGGGAAACCCAUAUUGGAGAAGCAUUGACUUUCAUGCAGCCACUGUUUAAAAGGGCAAGGGAGCAGAGAGCUGGCAGGGUGCCUUGUUACCUCAUUGUCCUAACAGAUGGGGAGUCACAUGACAGUGUGAAGGCGCCUGCUGAGAGACUGAGGAAUGAGAAGGUUAAUAUUUAUGCCAUUGGUGUAAAAGAUGCAAAUGAAGCACAGCUCCAUGAGAUUGCAGGGUCAAAGAGCAGGACUUUCUUUGUGCAAGAGUUUGACUCUUUGAAAAAGAUAAAAAAUGAAAUUGUUCAAGUGAUCCGUUCUGGAGAAGCCUGCAAAGAAAUGACAGCUGACAUCAUGUUUCUAGUGGACAGUUCUGGAAGCAUGGGACCAGAGAACUUUUUGAAAAUGAAAAACUUCAUGAGAGAACUGGUGAACAAAUCUGACAUCAGCGCAGACCGAGUGCAGGUUGGGGUCAUCCAGUUCAGUGGCACACAACACGAAGAGUUCCAGCUUGACCGAUACUCUACAAAAAGUGACAUUUUCAGUGCUAUUGAUAAAAUGUCUCUUAUAGGGGAAAGUACACUAACAGGAAGCGCAUUGACAUUUGUGUCUGAUUAUUUCAAGCCUCCCAAAGGUGCACGUCCGGCUGUCAAAAAGUUUCUUAUCCUGAUUACAGAUGGGGAGGCACAGGAUGAAGUAAAAAGUCCAGCAACAGCCUUACGUGAUCAAGGUGUUAUUAUCUACUCUGUUGGGGUGUUUAAUGCAAAUAAAACUCAGCUGGAAGAGAUUAGUGGGAAGCGUGAGCUGGUUUUUUACGUUGAGAAGUUUGAUAUUCUGAAGCACAUAGAAGAUGAGAUCAUCUUUGGAAUAUGCACACCUCAUGAGGAAUGCAAAAGGCUAGAAAGAUUAGAUGUUGUGUUUGUGAUAGAUGGAUCUGGGAGCAUAAGUCCCUCACAAUACCAGGCCAUGAAAGACUUCAUGAUUGCCUUGGUGAAAAAAUCUGAUGUCGCUCCAGAUAGAGUUCAGUUUGGAGCUGUAAAAUAUUCUGAUGAACCGGAAACAUUUUUCUACCUUAAUACGUACACAACAGAAUCUGACAUUGUUGAGGCUAUCCAGAAUGACGUAACCAAAGGAGGUUCAACGUUCACAGCCAAGGCAAUUGACUAUUCGGAAGCUCUGUUUGCUCAGGAGCAUGGCGGCCGCAAAAACAAGGGAGUUCCACAGAUUCUUAUAGUGAUAACAGACGGUGAGUCCCAUGAUGCAGCACAGCUCGGUGACACAGCCAAGAGAUUAAGAGACAAUGGAAUUAUUAUCUAUGCUGUUGGGAUAAAAGGAGCAAAACCUGAUGAGCUUUUGGACAUGGCUGGAUCAGAAGACAAAUAUUACUAUGUGGAUACAUUUGAAGGACUCUCAAACACAGCUGUAGCAAUAUCAGAAAAAAUGUGGUGAUUCAAAACCAGGUGAGCAUUCCAAUUAAAAUUCAUGGCACUCCUGUAGACACCAUGGUGAUUACAGUGCUGCGAUUGGCCUCUGUCCCACAAUGCCUAUUCUCACCUCUCUGGUUAUCAGUUUGAACUCUACUGCCCUGCCCUCAGGUGACCAACCAUCAGCCCCACCCCCUACAUUCCUUUGCAAAUUUGAAAGUCCCCUUCCUGUUUGCUCUGUGACGUGUGCAGUGGUCUCAGCUCAUCUUUCCAGGUGGACAUGCCUGCUCCACAUACCAGGUGAUCCCCCACUUGGAGCAAUGCCGAGUUGCUGGACCUCAUCGGCAUUUGGGGAGAGGAGGCUGUCCAGUCCCAGCUGCGUUCCAGCCGUAGGAAUUAUGAUGCCUACAGACAGAUUUCAUGAUGCAUGACAGGGGCCAUGACUGGGAUACAUUGCAGAGUAGGGUAAACAUGAAGGAGCUGCGGAACGCCUACCACAAGGCAUGGAAGGCAAACCGCCGCUCCGGUGCUGCUCCCACGAGCUACCAGUUCUACAAAGAGCUGGAUGCAAUAUUCAGUGGCGACCCCACUUCUACUCCAGAGACCCCUGUGGAUACUUUGUUGGCUCGUGUGACAGUCGAGAGUGGACUGAGCCAGGGCACCUGAAAAUUUGGGACACCUUGGGUCUUUGUGUCCAUCCCUCCGUCUCUUCCUAUCCCUGUUCUGACCCUUCUUGCAGGCUCCCACAGCUGGCUGCUCCAGCUUGAUGAGUCUUCCUCCUGAGGGGAUCUAGUAACUUAAAAGUGAAAAAGUCUUCCAGCCUGCCAGACCUAUUAGCAUAACAUUGAAACUGUUAAAGAGCCAUUAAAGUGGUAAUGAAGCCAUUUAACAGGCAUUUGCCAACCCCCAGGUAUAUACUGUCAGUUUCUGAAUUUACUGACAAAAACAGUUUUGUAUUACUGUUAUAUUUACUCAGAAUAUGUUAGUCUAUAGGAGUUGGUGAAGAUUAUAAAAUCACAUCUCUAAAAUAUCCUUGCAUAGAUUUUUAGAUGCACAAUCUGAGUAUUCAUCUUCAGCCUUAAAUGCUUGCAACUUCAGACAUAGGUUUUUUUAAUAAAUCCUUCAAAAGACCACCCUUAUCUAAAAUACAUAUUUUUAUUUUAAUUACUAUAGUACAAAAAACUUGCUUCCAAAGUCUUCCUGUCCUUUCUCCCU
Molecule: messenger RNA, 3028 nt
Organism: Trachemys scripta elegans
Lineage: Eukaryota; Metazoa; Chordata; Testudines; Emydidae
Product: collagen alpha-6(VI) chain-like
Exons: 6
Coding region: 96-1838 (580 amino acids)
Source: RefSeq, a predicted model, not a curated record